CUCGUAUAUUCCAGAAAAUUGAUGAGGACUUUGACUUCAGUACAAGAUGUUGUCUUUGUGUUCUCCAACUACAAUCUAAUGAACCCAACCACCUACGGCACACGGAAAGAAUUUCGUUGUAGUGUUCAUUACACCCAACAACCAAGUGCAGCAAUCACCAAAAAAGAAGAAGGCAAAUCAAAGUUUUGAACCUUGGUUCAAUAUCUAGAGUCCCUGCAAGCUCAACACAUCAGAGAUAAUCAAAAUGCAUCCUGCGCAGAUCGUUUUGUAUGGAUCAACUUUAUGUGUCAUGAUAACAGUGCACUUCUCCAUGAAGCUACUCGCUGAACAUGUUUUGAACUGGAAGAAACCAAAGGAGCAAAAGGCCAUAGUAAUUAUAAUCCUUAUGGCCCCAUUGUACGCUGUGGACUCCUAUGUUGGUUUGAUAAAUUUCUUUGGAAGUGAAGCAUUUUUCACAUUCUUGGACUCAAUUAAAGAGUGCUAUGAAGCUCUGGUGAUUGCUAAGUUUUUGGGCUUGAUGUACAAUUAUCUAAACAUCUCCUUAAGUAAGAACAUAGUGCCGGAUGAAAUCAAGGGAAGAGAAAUUCAUCAUUCAUUCCCAAUGACUCUUUUUCAGCCUCACACUACUCGUCUGGACCAUAAAACACUGAAGCUUCUCAAAAACUGGACUUGGCAAUUUGUUGUGAUACGUCCAGUGUGCUCAAUCUUGAUGAUAACUCUACAGUAUCUUGAUGUUUAUCCCACUUGGGUCAGCUGGAUAAACACAGUCAUUCUGAACAUUUCAGUGUCACUGGCAUUGUAUUCUCUUGUUGUUUUCUACCAUGUGUUUUCUAAAGAGCUGGAGCCACAUAAGCCUCUUGCCAAGUUUUUAUGCAUAAAAGGGAUUGUCUUUUUCUGCUUUUGGCAGGGAAUUGUGCUUGAUCUCCUGGCAGCACUAGGAAUAAUCCGAUCCCGUUAUUCCUGGCUAGCUGUGGAACGCAUUGAGGAAGGCUACCAAAACCUUUUGGUUUGUGUUGAAAUGGUUUUCUUCUCAAUAUAUCAGCAAUAUGCAUACAGUGCUGCUCCAUACAAAGUUAACAGUGCACCUUCAGAUAAAAAGUCAAAGUGAUUCCAGGACAUGGAUUACUUGGCUGUUAAAGAACAUCAAUGUAUGUACUUUCAAUAUGAGUGUUGCUUCUCUCCCACUUCUCUUCCAUGAGACAAUUAGUAAACAAAUGUGUGGCAGAGUCUUUUGAAUAAGAUCCAGAUACAUUGAUGCCUAUUCUAAUGAUCUAGAAAGUUUUGUCCAACAUUUCUGCUUGGAUUUUCUGCUUUAAUUAUUUGUAUUUGUCUUGACUCAUUGCAGACCUAAUUACAUUUGUGGUCUUACACCAACAGAAACCCUAAACCCCGAGUUACAAGCUAUUUACUAUUACAUACAUGAUUACAACCUU
This is a messenger RNA of Glycine soja, 1433 nucleotides long. RefSeq names its product transmembrane protein 184C-like. Gene Ontology annotation, biological process: transport. Bases 245 to 1108 code for a protein of 287 amino acids. Lineage: Eukaryota; Viridiplantae; Streptophyta; Magnoliopsida; Fabales; Fabaceae. The transcript is spliced from 5 exons. Gene Ontology annotation, molecular function: transporter activity. The record is from RefSeq and is a predicted model, not a curated record.